AGUCAUGCAGGGUGUUGGUUAGUGUGUAGUGUGAGUGUGGUGGUGAGAGUCAUGUCUGUCUGUCUGCUGCCUCUCCUCUGUGUCCUGGUGGUCUGGUCGGCCGCCUUCCCGGAGGCCACCAUGGACCACACGGAGGAGUUGGACCUGACAGCUACCGUCAUUAUUAACCAGAUUGCUAUACACCAGCUGCAGGAGGAGCAGCGAGGCGUCCAGGAAGGUGUGAAGGAGAGGGAGAACGCCACCCGCCGCCUCCUGGACACUCUGGACCAGCUGGAGUGGGUCAACAAGGCUCACCAAGCUGACAACCUCAAGCUGAAGGAGGAAAACACUCGCCUAAAUACAGCGAAUCAUUUGCUCGAGGAGGACAACAGGAAGACUAAGAACGAAGUGCAGCUUGCUCAGGAGGAGAUUGUUCUAUUAAAGUCCCAGAUCCGUCAAGUGCAGGAGGUCUCCAGGUUAAUCAAGCAGGAUACCAUGAAGACUAAGAACGAACUGCGCCUUGCUCAGGAGGAAAAUAUUCAAUUAAAGUCCCAGAUCCGUCAAGUGGAAGAGGACUCGAAGCUGGUCAAGGAGGAGAUCAUUCUGGUCGAGGAGGAAAAGAGGAAGACUAAGAAUGAUGUUCGUUUAUCACAAGAAGAGAAUCGCCUCGUGAGGGCCGAGCUACGCCAAGUGGAGGAGGACGCGAGGCUGGUUAAGGAGGAAAACAGGAAGACUAAGAAUGAUGUUCGUUUAUCACAAGAGGAGAAUCGCCUCGUGAGGGCCGAGCUACGUCAAGUGGAGGAGGACGCGAGGCUGGCUAAGGAGAGGAACCGAGAAUUGGAGUUAGCGGAAACCCAAGCCCAAGAUAGGAACAAUGCGGCUUCGACCAGGAUAGCUGAGCUAGAGAGAGAGAUCAAACUGCUACAAGAGACGAAUAAUAAGACAGAGGGAGAGAAGAGACAUGUUGAGGACCAACUCUCACUCUUGAAAAAGGAAAAGAGAGAUGUUGAGGACCAACUCUCACUCUUGGAGGAGGAGAAGAGAGAUGUUGAGGACCAACUCUCACUUUUGGAGAAGGAGAACAGAGAUGCUUAUAGUCAACUCUUACUCUCCGAAGAUCAGGUCAGGGUCCUACAAACAGCAAUUGCAGUUCUACAGGAAGACAAAGAAGGACAAGCACAGAAAAUCAACAGUAUGGAAAGUGAGAAAAACAGAACUGAAGACAAGAGUCGCUUGAUGGAAGAGGAGAACCAGGAGUGCAAGAAGAAUGUUACUGAACUUUCCGCCAGGUUACUGUCAGCGAGGGACUGUGCGGAGCUGUACUGUAAGGGAGCUCGGCAGGAUGGCGUCUAUCUCAUCAUUCCCGGCAGGGAGGGACGGCUGGUGUCUGCCUGGUGUGACAUGACUACUGACGGAGGAGGAUGGACGGUGUUACUCCGGAGAGACAAUAAAGUUCAACAAAGAACAUACAAUACAUGGACAAAGAACGUUUUAAAGCAACAAAGAACAUACACCACAUGGACAAAGAAUGUUCUGCAGCAACAAAGAAUAUACAACACAUGGACAAAGAAUGUUCUGCAGCAACAAAGAACAUACAAUGCAUGGACAAAGAAUGUUCUGCAGCAACAAAGAACAUACAACACAUGGACAAAGAAUGUUCUGCAGCAACAGAGAACAUACAAUACAUGGACAACGAAUGUUCUGCAGCAACAGAGAACAUACAAUACAUGGACAAAGAAUGUUCUGCAGCAACAGAGAACAUACAAUACAUGGACAACGAAUGUUCUGCAGCAACAGAGAACAUACAAUACAUGGACAAGGAAGCUGUGGCAUCAGUUGUGGUAUAACAGACCAUUGAGGUCUAUGGGAGUAGUGGAAUAG
Molecule: messenger RNA, 1860 nt
Organism: Procambarus clarkii (red swamp crayfish)
Lineage: Eukaryota; Metazoa; Arthropoda; Malacostraca; Decapoda; Cambaridae
Source: RefSeq, a predicted model, not a curated record